Messenger RNA from Amphiprion ocellaris (clown anemonefish), 5126 nucleotides. RefSeq names its product oxysterol-binding protein-related protein 11. The transcript has 13 exons. Gene Ontology annotation, cellular component: membrane; cytosol; intracellular membrane-bounded organelle. Lineage: Eukaryota; Metazoa; Chordata; Actinopteri; Pomacentridae. The record is from RefSeq and is a predicted model, not a curated record. Bases 278 to 2437 code for a protein of 719 amino acids. Gene Ontology annotation, molecular function: sterol binding.
UGCCAAACCAGUAAAUAUCAGGCGAGCUAACAGACACGGGCUGUUUAGCUGCUCUCUGUUUCAGUCAGAAUAGAAAAUGUUUUACUAUCUAACUUAGCCAGCUAACAGUCCGGCGUCUGUUGGUUCUGUGCUGUGUUUCGCCAAGCGAUGAACCGGCAGAAUCAGUCGUGACUGUAAAGGAGGCUCGUCCAUUUAAAUCUGUGGUGACUUAGCUAGCUUCACAGAUUAGCUUAGUGCUAGCAAGCUGUGUCUAGAGGAGCUUUCGUUGCUAGUGACUAUGCAAGGAGAAACUACGGCUAUACGAAUCACGGAAAACGAAGGCAAGCUGGAUGUAUUUCCCCAGAACAGGACCCCAAGCUCGGGGAGAGCAAGUGCCAAAAGCUGGCAGUAUAGUGACCACAUGGAAAAUAUCGAUGGCUACUUGAUGAAAUACACCAACCUGGUGACAGGGUGGCAGUACAGAUUCUUUGUGUUAAACAAUGAGGCGGGCUUGCUGGAGUAUUUUGUCAAUGAGCAGUCACGGCCACAGAAGCCCCGCGGCAUGCUACCCCUGGCUGGAGCUGUCAUCUCCCCCAGUGAUGAAGACUCACAUACAUUCACUGUCAAUGCCAUCAGCGGGGAGCAGUACAAGCUCAGGGCUACUGAUGCCAAAGAGAGGCAGCACUGGGUCAGCAGACUGCAGAUCUGCACACAACAUCACACAGAGGCCAUGGGGAAGAGCAAUCCACCACCUAAAUCCCGGAGCUACUCGAUGGCAUCUCAAGGCAGCGGCAGCUCACCUAUGAGCCUGCGCCGACCAAGCCAAAACCCUGCCUCCUUGUUUGGCUGGUCGCAGGUCCACAAGGGCUCAUCACUCUACUCCAGCAAGAGGUCUCUACUGCCAGACCACCUGAUGGACGCCAGAGAGAUGAUGACCCAGGCCCAGGGCCAGCACAGAGACCUGAUACAGAGCAUCGAGGGCCUUCCUGCGGCCCCAGGCCUCUCCCCUCUAGACCAGGAUCUUUUGAUGCUCAAGGCCACUUCCAUGGCAACCAUGAACUGCCUCAACGAGUGCCUGCACAUCCUACACCUACAGCAGAUGGCCAGGCAGAGAGGCUCCCUGGGAGGACCCACCAUCGAGUGGCUGGAGCCCAAACUGCCCGACAUCCUGAAGAAUGGCAGCAGUUCCCUGGGCAGCUUCACCACAGGGGAGGGCCCGCUGGAGGGGAGCCGCUUGGAGCUCAGCAGCCCCGAGUCCUGCAGCUUCUCUGGGGAACAGGAAGACAUAGAUGCAGACGAUGAGGCGGAGGACUGCUUCACGGACAAAGAGGAGGACUUGGGUGCUGUGGAGGAGGAGCGCAGCGUCAUCCUACACCUGCUGUCACAGCUGAAGCUGGGCAUGGACCUCACACGGGUGGUGCUUCCCACCUUCAUCCUUGAGAAGCGCUCUCUGCUGGAGAUGUACGCCGACUUCAUGUCCCAUCCGGACCUCUUUGUGGCCAUCACUGAUGGCAGCAGCCCGGAGGACCGCAUGGUCCGGUUCGUGGAGUACUACCUCACCUCCUUCCACGAGGGCCGCAAGGGCGCCAUUGCCAAGAAGCCCUACAACCCCAUCAUCGGCGAGACCUUCCACUGCUCCUGGAAGGUUCCCAAGAGACCAGACGCCUCCAAGGAGCCUUCACAGGGAAGCCCUGAGCCUGCCGCCACCACCCAGGACCCCUACCAAGUGCGCUUUGUGGCGGAGCAGGUGUCCCAUCAUCCCCCUGUGUCGGGUUUCUACGCUGAAUGCCAGGAAAGGCGGAUGUGUGUGAACACACAUGUGUGGACGAAGAGCAAGUUCAUGGGGAUGUCCAUUGGAGUGUCUAUGAUCGGGGAAGGUUGUCUGUAUUUGCUGGAGCAUGAUGAAGAGUACACCUUCACGCUGCCCUGUGCCUAUGCACGCUCCAUCCUCACUGUUCCCUGGGUGGAACUGGGCGGCAAAGUCACCAUCAGCUGCACCAAGUCGGGCUACUCAGCAGUCAUCACUUUCCAGACUAAACCCUUUUAUGGUGGCAAAUUACACAAGGUAACAGCAGAGGUGAAGCAUAACCCCACCAAUGCGGUAGUAUGCCGCGUGCAAGGCGAGUGGAACGGUGUUUUGGAGUUCAGCUACACCAGCGGAGAGACAAGAGUGGUCGACGUCACCAAGCUGCCUGUGACAAGGAAGCUCGUUCGUCUGACUGAGAAGCAAGGACCAACCGAAUCCAGGCGCCUGUGGCAGCAUGUGACAGAGUCCUUGCGGCAGAAAGAUAUUGAAAAAGCCACAGAGCACAAGAGGAUCCUGGAGGAGAGGCAGCGGACAGAGGAGAGGCACCGUGCUGAGACCGAAACCGCCUGGAGGACCAGAUACUUCGACAGAGAGGGUGAAGGCUGGGUUUAUCACAAGCCACUUUGGAAAAACUCUGCUUUCAAAUCCUAGUUUCUUCAGUCUGUAUUUUGGAUGUCGAUAUUGUAGAUUCAAGAAUGUGUGUGAAUGUGUGUGUGUCUGUGCACGCGGACGCAUGUGGUCGACCGAUUAUGAAAUGAAAGCAUGACCUGCACUGACGUACAGAUGAAUGCGACAUUGGGGGAGCAGGACAGAGCGAUGACAUGACGGAAGGUGUUCUAACUCAUGAUGUUCACAAAGCCUCCUAGUACAAGUUCUUGUACUACUGAUUAGUUUUUUUGUUUUUAUAAUCCAAUGUCAUGGAAAACGUAUUCUUGUACAGACAAUGGUUCUCUAUUUACACAGCCUUAAGAUAGUCUGAUGAAUGAAGCUCUGAGUUUGGGAUUGGUUGAUCAACCUGGUUAUGGUUCUAUACUUCUUCUUUUUUUAAGCUAACACAAUGGUGAAGUGACUUUUGAGGAAUUUCUUCUUAAUCUAACAAAGAAAACCCCAGAUAUUUGGUGUGCUGCCUGAUGAAUUUCAUCCUUUGUUUUAAAUUGGAUUCUGUAUAUUACAGUGUAAACGAUUGAUCCCACUAAAACACAAACAGUUCCCACUGUUAUUAUUGAGUAUAUUUACAUGCACACUGUUUUUUGAUUUGGGCAAUACUUUGACUAUAACAUUUAUAUAACAUUUAAAAGGAAAACAGCAGCAGCGACAGAUUAAACAUGUUAUUAAUUGCCUUUAUUUGGGUGACUUGUGACAGAUUUAGGGAGGAGGAGCUUGGAGUUCUUAUAAUGCAUCUGAUUAAAUUGAACAUUUUAAAACUGUCUGAAAUCACUUCAUUUUUACCAUAUACCCCAUUGCAUUUACAGUGGCACUGUUGUGGCAUAUUGUAAAUGUAUCCACUAUAUAGUUCACUCAAUAAUUUCAGGCUCUCUCGGUUCAUUUUCGAAAAAAACUCUCCAAUCCAGAGGUUGUAUAACCCUGAUGAUCACUGUAGCCUGUUCCUCGCUUUAUAUCGUGUCAGCUUUGUUGUAAAAUUGUGUAUGUUACCUCCACCCACUGGACUGGAGUCAAGCUGUUUGUUGUAUCUGGUGGCUGAACUCUGCAAGAACUCCAGACAGGCACGAGAUAAACCAAGAGACCUCCGCAUUAACUGCAAGUACAGCAAAAUAAUAACAAAUAGCAGUUAGUCGAUGUAACUAAAACAGCAACUCAAAGAUGACAUCAAGAGGGCAGGAAAAAUUACACUUUUUAUCUUUUUUUUUUUUUUUUUAAAUUAACCAAUCAGCGUUGAGCCCUGCAAACUAUUUUUCUUCCCCAAAAAUUUCCUGGAAAGAACUUCUGCAGGGGCAGUUCUUGCAUUUGGAACAUACACAAAGAUUUGGUCAGCCCUAAAAAAUGGUGGAAAGAGGCUUAUAAUCACGCAAAAUAAUGGUUAAAUACUGACUUUUUCAUGUGUCAGCAGACUGAUUUGCCUAAAAUUCAGUUUCUGGAAGCUUUGGGUGGGAAACACAGCUUAUGACAUAAACGAGAGCCUCAAAGCAGUUUACUCAAAGUCCCUUUACUAGGCAUUUAUAGCUGUAUAAUCACAUAUUGCAUGAUUUAUAACACACUUGGUUUGUCUGUAAGCAAGUAUGAUUUGGACUGAACAAAGAAGAUAUAAUUUGCAUACAAGCACCGUAUGUUUUUACUUUUAACACCUAAUAUUAUCCUGAUGUGUGUUAAAACCAUUUAUCAAAUGCUAAACAUGUAUACUGAAUCUGACACUACAUCAAAUAGUCAAAGUAUUUCCUCACUUUUGUUGAUUUUAAAAUCAUGUGCGUUUAUAUACACAGUACUUUCCGAUCUAAAGUAAUUCAGCUCUAAAUUCUCGUUUAAUUAUUGUUGAAUGCUCUGAAUAUUGAUCUAUUUAUCGACGAGGUCACACUGCUGCAAUGGCAUGUCGUAGACUAGCUGACAAGUAACCAAAUUUUAUUGAAUAAUGAAAUGACUGCGUCUUGCAAAUGCAUCUAAAAUUUGCUACCCCACUGUUUGUGUCAUUGCUGCUCUUUGUUGUGUUUUUUUCCUGUGGUUUUGCAGUGUGUCUGGGGGGAAAAAAAGUCCUACAUACAUGAUAGCAAAUUCUCUCCAUUCACAUUGAUUGCAGCAAAUAUACAUCUCCUGUGUCUGCAUUACUUAAAUGUCUGUUGUAAAAGCUUUUAACCAAAUUUACUUGUUUUGUAAUGCAAAUAAACAUUUUCUUUGAAUGCAUGUCUUCCCCCUAUCUUUAAUUGCUCUUAUUUUUAGAGCUACUUUUUGUACAGAAUUAAAAUUUCUUGUUUCUAUUUGUUUCCUUUUGAAGCCUACUAUGCUGUGUACACCUCAUUUGUAUUCAUUCCCCUCUAAAACCACACUCAUCACAUCAGAAGCUAAUUGUCCACAGAAAGAGGACAUCCACCCUGCCAUUGAUAAGCUACUCCUUCCCAGUCUCGGUGCCUUAUGCAACUCUUUCUGUGCGUGUUUUCCAGCGGAGCAGCACAGCGUUUCCAUCCACUUAUUUACCUGACCGAUGCAAUGGCAUAUGCAUUGUUUAUGUGUGUGUGUGUUUGAUUUGUUUUUGUUUUAAGAAUCAGUGCUUGAUGCUGAGAAGUGGACUGAGCACUUGCAGGCCUAUGAAAUGCACUGACGUUGAAGGAAACCUGAUGUUGUAGAAAAAUGGACAUGUGAUAAUAUUAAAAUAAAUUGCAUAUCAGUUGUA